Messenger RNA from Cyanidioschyzon merolae strain 10D, 798 nucleotides. RefSeq lists its product as hypothetical. The record is from RefSeq and is a predicted model, not a curated record. NCBI's taxonomy places the organism in Eukaryota, Rhodophyta, Bangiophyceae, Cyanidiales, Cyanidiaceae. The transcript has a single exon. Bases 1 to 798 code for a protein of 265 amino acids.
AUGCCAGCGCCACCGACGUUGGCGCAACUAUGCACGGACGCUUUGGCACGGAACUGUUCUUGUCUGGCGGAGCUGCACGGUGCCGAGCUCUUCGACGGGCAGUUGGCUACUAUUCUGCAGGGCGCCCGGCCACGUGACCUGCGGCGACUUGCUCGCUGCAACGGGCUGCCACUCUACGACUCGCUUGAACACAGCACAAGCGAACGCACCGUCCAAGCAAGCUUUGGAGUUGUUGUACUGACAGGAUCCGAUUGGGUGGACUCCGACCUAGACGAUGCCGUCGAUGACCAGAAGGAGGCGUGGACGUUGGUCACUGCUCGCGGCGCCGCGCAGCUUUCAGCCUCGAUGCGUCUUAGCUUGAACUUGGCUCUGGAGCAACGUUGGAAACAACUCUAUUUCUCGCGCGCGCGUGUCGAGGGCGUCCCCUCGAGUUCACCGAACGCCAUCGCUGCCUCCGCGACACUGGGUCUUCCGUCAGGUGCGGUCUCAUGGUCCGCAGCCUACGCUCAGCAAGAGCGAGAGACUAGACGCCAGCUGCGACUCGCUUGUGCGCGUUUGCGACACCGACGAAUCGAAAUGGAGCAAGAGCGCGCAUCCAAACGCAUUCGAGUCCUGCCUCUGCACACAGUGACCUCGCAACGCGCCUCCCUUGUGGAGCUUCAGUCCGAGAGACUCUCCGAAACGAGUUCCAUCGCCUUGACCUCGCGACACAAGCUGAACGAGACCAGUACCCGGACGCGUCUUGUCGCCCGUUUUCGACAUUGCUCGCCGUCAUUCAGGAAACUUUCCGGUACAUAA